AUGGCAGUGUUGCCAAAAGACGUCAUAGGCAACUUCGGCCCGCCGCGUGACGCGCCUUGCAAAGUAUCAGCUCUCGUCAGCUCCUCGCAUAUCCAGCCACCUCUUGUGGGCAGCUUGUCGCGUGUCCUGCCUCCGAGCAGCUUCUGCCAUCACCUCUUAGCGUGUCCCGUCUCCCAGUCACCUCUCAUGUCAUCUCGCCUCUGCGGGAGCUCGUGUCAUCCCGCCUCUGCGGGAGCUCGUGUCAUCUCGCCUCUGCGGGAGCUCGUGUCAUCUCUCCUCUGCUGGAGCUCGUGUCAUCUCUCCUCUGCGGGAGCUCGUGUCAUCUCGCCUCUGCGGGAGCUCAUGUCCUCUCGCCUCUGUGGGAGCUCGUGUCAUCUCGCCUCUGCGGGAGCUCGUGUCAUCCCGCCUCUGCGGGAGCUCGUGUCACCCCGCCUCUGCGGGAGCUCGUGUCAUCCCGCCUCUGCGGGAGCUCGUGUCAUCCCGCCUCUGCGGGAGCUCGUGUCAUCCCGCCUCUGCGGGAGCUCGUGUCAUCCCGCCUCUGCGGGAGCUCGUGUCAUCCCGCCUCUGCGGGAGCUCGUGUCAUCCAGACUCUGCGGGAGCUCGUGUCAUCCCGCCUCUUCGGGAGCUCGUGUCAUCCCGCCUCUGCGAGAGUUCGUGUCAUCCCGCCCCUGCGAGCUCGUGUCAUCCCGCCUUUGCGAGCUCGUGUCAUCCAGCCUUUGCGGGUGCUGGUCUCGUGUCAUCUCGCCUCAGCGUGAGCUCGUGUCAUCUCGCCUCUGCGGGAGCUCGUGUCAUCUCGCCUCUGCGGGAGCUCGUGUCAUCUCGCCUCUGCGGGAGCUCGUGUCAUCUCGCCUCUGCGGGAGCUCGUGUCAUCUCGCCUCUGCGGGAGCUCGUGUCAUCUCGCCUCUGCGGGAGCUCGUGUCAUCUCGCCUCUGCGGGAGCUCGUGUCAUCUCGCCUCUGCGGGAGCUCGUGUCAUCUCGCCUCUGCGGGAGCUCGUGUCAUCUCGCCUCUGCGGGAGCUCGUGUCAUCUCGCCUCUGCGGGAGCUCGUGUCAUCUCGCCUCUGCGGGAGCUCGUGUCAUCUCGCCUCUGCGGGAGCUCGUGUCAUCUCGCCUCUGCGGGAGCUCGUGUCAUCUCGCCUCUGCGGGAGCUCGUGUCAUCUCGCCUCUGCGGGAGCUCGUGUCAUCUCGCCUCUGCGGGAGCUCGUGUCAUCUCGCCUCUGCGGGAGCUCGUGUCAUCUCGCCUCUGCGGGAGCUCGUGUCAUCUCGCCUCUGCGGGAGCUCGUGUCAUCUCGCCUCUGCGGGAGCUCGUGUCAUCUCGCCUCUGCGGGAGCUCGUGUCAUCCCGGCUCUGCGCGAACUCGAGUCAUCCCGGACCUGCGCGAGCUCGUGACAUCCCUCCUCUGCGGGAGCCAUUGCCGACCUUGCCUUGCGGCCGGCCAGCUGCUGUGUGCAGGUCAAGAUAGCAAGUCCACCCGUACAAUACAAGUUCCAGAAUUCGGCCCGCCGCGUGACGCGCCUUCGACUCUUGUGGGCAGCUUGUCGCGUGUAUGCCUCCGAGCAGCUUCUGUCAUCACCUCUUGGCGUAUCCCGUCUCCCAGGCACCUCUCUCGUAUCAUCUCGCCUCUGCGGGAGCUCGUGUCAUCUCGCCUCUGCGGAAGCUCGUGUCAUCUCGCCUCUGCGGGAGCUCGUGUCAUCUCGCCUCUGCGGAAGCUCGUGUCAUCUCGCCUCUGCGGGAGCUCGUGUCAUCUCGCCUCUGCGGAAGCUCGUAUCAUCCCGCCUCUGCGGAAGCUCGUGUCAUCUCGCCUCUGCGGGAGCUCGUGUCAUCUCGCCUCUGCGGGAGCUCGUAUCAUCCCGCCUCUACGGGUGCUCGUGUCAUCUCGCCUUUGCGGGACCUCGUGUCAUCCCGUCUCUGCGGGUGCUCGUGUCCUCGUCUCUGCGGGUGCUCGUGUCCUCGUCUCUGCGGGUGCUUGUGUCAUCGUCUCUGCGGGUGCUCGUGUCAUCCCGCCUCUGCGGGAGCUCCUGUCAUCCCGCCUCUGCGGGAGCUCCUGUCAUCCCGCCUCUGCGGGAGCUCCUGUCAUCCCGCCUCUGCGGGAGCUCCUGUCAUCCCGCCUCUGCGGGAGCUCCUGUCAUCCCGUCCCUGCGCGAGCUCGUGUCAUCCCGGCCCUGCGGAAGCUCGUGUCAUCCAUCCUCUACGAAAGCUCUUCUUAUCCCUAGCUCUGUGUCAACGCCAUGCAGGUAUGCAGGACAAGCAAGCAAGUCCAAUACACACUGCACACUGUCCAUUCGUACAGUACAAGCUUAAAAGUUCCAGGUAAUUACGUUCAAAUACCUAAUAAUCAUUACACACACCGAUAGAUUCUCUAUUAGAAUUUCUUCAAUUUUCAAUUUUAAGUUAGGUUAAGGUAUUCGAUGUUGUUUUCUGGAUCUAAUCUGGAUUCAAUCUCAAUUAAAUGCUAUUGUCAUAUUUCAAAACAACGAGAUAUUCACACCUGGUACAUUAACGGCGAGGCAAGGCAAGUCGGAUCCGUCGCGUGGUCGCGUGUUGAGCCUUGUAAAGGAUCAGCUCUCGUCUGCUCGUCGCGUAUCUUACCUCCCAGCUGCCUCUGCCGCCGCUUCGUCGCGUAUCCUGCCUUCCAGCCGCCUUUGUCAGCGCCUUGUCGCGUAUCCUGCCUCCCAGCUACUUCCACCGACACCACCUCGCGCGUUCUGCCAACCGCAUCUGCCGGCACCUCGUCGUGUAUCCUGUUUCCCAGCUGCCGCUGCUAGCGGUCUCGUCGCGUGUCCCGUCUCUCAGACGCUUCUGCCGACACCUAGUCGUGUGUUCUGACUCCGAGCCCUCUCCGCGGGGGUUUCACCGGCUGCCCAGCCGACUCUGCCAGUGCCUCGUCGCGCGUCCUGUCUUCCAGCCGCUUCCGCCGUCAUCUCGUCGCGUGUUCAGCUUCCAGCCGUCUCUGCGGGCGCCUCGCCGCGUGUCCUACUUCCCAGCCAGCCCUACCGGUGCCCCAUCGCCUAUUCAUUCUUCAUUAUACAAAGAAACUUCAAAAGAGGUCCAGAUGGCUCGCUGGUCUUGCUCUCCUGUCAGUUAUCAGCGUGUCCCGCCUCUAUUCUUCGCCUCACUUCGCUGGCUGCUUGUCGCGUUCCGCCACCUCAGAAGCGGCGGGCCAUGGCCCGCCGGCUCUGUAUACUGCUGUCCUGCACGAAGCGAGUGUCAGGCCGACAUCAUAUUACACAAACAUUAAAAUCAGAGGUAACUUGACGGUGAUCCGCUCCAUAUAGCUCCAUCCACCAUUGCGUCCACGCGCAGUUGGUCCCAGUCCAGCUGCCCUGCCGCCUCCAUAGUGCGUACCAUUUGGCUGUCAAUAUAUCGUGAUGCUACUUUUUGUCAAUCGAUUUCAACAUGCAUAUACAAACUAUGUCUGCCCGAGGAGCUCAUGAUUUCGCACUAUUAAAAAAAAAUAACUGCAAGAUGGAAUUUAAAUUUCAGUCAAACUAAUGACUGUCACAUUAUUUCAAUAGAUGCGUUACUGAGUAUAUAUAACAAUAAUGUAUGAACAUGACCCAUCAAAGGAGAGAGACAUGCUGUGGUGUAAACAUAAGUGUGAGAAAGGCGAAAUGUGACCUUCUCAUUGAUUGGCAUUUGUUAGUAAACUCUAUUAUUGAAUCCUCAAUCUGGACAUGAUCAACUCGUAUCGGCAUUAGAACAGCUACCGUACUAAAUAAAAAUCAGCAUGGACGAUUUAAAUAAUCGUAGCAAAACUGCUAGCAUCAGUCUAAUGGUGUGUAUUUCAAUUUAUAAAUCAGAAAGAACUUAGUCGAUGUCACUGUUGUAGCUGUCUGCUAGCUAGAGGUUUGCAUUUUGAAAUGUUUCCCAGCCCGCAGUUAACAGAAAACGCAUGGCUUUAUUGGACAUCAAAAAAACACAUGAAAUUGAGACAUCUAAAUACCUAUCUAUAAAUUGGCGACGUAUUUUCUUAGAUAUUGCAGUUAGGUACGUUAUCUGAAGAGCACUUGGCAUGUAACCAUUAACUUGUAGAUGAGCACCACUCGUUGCAAUCAAAUGGCAGUCCAGAUUCAAGGCAAUACAUGGCAUCUUGCAUCACAUCGGCUUGUAAAUAGGAUAUAUAAAUAUUUCUACAUGCAGAAGCGAUGUAUUCUUUGCAGAAUUAAGUGGUUGACAAAACUGGAUGUCACAUUAAAACCCUGCCCCGCUGAUCGUUUUAUGUUAGUGAGCCUACCUGGUAAUUGUCUAUUACAUAUUAUUAUUGGGCUAGCUUAGCGAGAAUAUAAGCACCUACUUACCUCUCAAAUCUACUAGACGUGAGUAUUUUUAAUGCCUAAAUUAUUCAGCAAGUUGUACAGUUUCUAUGUCAUAUCAAAAUGUGCGUCUUUAUUUUAGAUCUUUUAGUCUGCAUGGAUUUAGUAUCCUAACCGUAAUACUAUUUGGAAACACUUGGGGUUACUUAUAUUAAAAACCGGUUUAUACAACCUGCCAGAGAGGUAUGUGGAUGUAGAAUUGAAUAUUCAAGCGUGGAUACGGUUUUAACUGACAUCUUGAGCAAAGUGUUCAUCCAGUAACAACCAUUUGAGAUAUAUAUCACCUACAUCUACCUACUACAUUCCACGAGGAGUAGUCAACAUUCAACAGCUAACUUGAACGUGAGCAUCAGUCAAUAAUUAUUACGAAGCUAAGAAGAAACUAUAGCUCUGAAAUGUAUUUUGUCAUCAUCUUCCUUGGAACCAGACUCCGUAAACAAAGAAAAAGUACCUACAACAUUUUACAAAUAAAUGAAUAAUUUGGGAAUAUAUCAGUGGAAGGCACCAAAUCACCCACCAGCGUUGGCUGGUCAAUUCAUUUUCAGAAUCACGUUUUUCACGAGCGUCAAAAUAAUUUGGCGGACCACAAGCGUUAUUUACCAUACAAUUAAAUCAAUAUGAAUAUAGACUUAAUUCAUAUCAUAUCUUGAAUAUACCUAACAUUUUGCGACUGCAGCGCAAUAAGGAAAUUGAUGUGUGCCAACUAAAAUCUAUAUGUAAACAUUUUAUUGCUUCAAAAAAUCAAGGUAAUCUGAAUCUGUCAAGUUUACUAUAUUAAAAAUCGGUGGCUGGUAGCCUCUGGCAUCCUGCAGCUGAUUAUUGAUUUUCAGAUUCUACAGAUUAUAUAUUUUUUGUUUUUAUGAACUUAUUUUUCAGAUUAAUAAUUCUAUGGUAAUCAUAAGAUGCGACAUUUUUUUACUUUUGUUUACUUUGAUUUUGUAAUAAGACUAUGUAAAUUUUCUGCAAGUUUCUUUUGUCAUCAGAUCGCCGGCGAAGAAUUUUAAUCUUUGUUUUUACAGAAUUUUAAUAUCUUAUUUUUCUUUAUUAAGUUUCACAGAAUUUAAAUGAUAUCUUAUCUUUGUUUUUAGUUAGUAUUUUAUUUUCGAAAUGCGAAAUGUUAAUCAUAUUGUUUCAGAAACUUUUUAAGGUAAAUGUAUUAUUUAAGUAGGUAUAUUAGGUACAUACUCCGUUGAACCAUUUAGAACAUACAGAAUAAACAAAAAGGUUUAAUAAAUCUAUAAUAAAAAUACCUUUAACACUAUUAGGAGCAUAAGUGACGUAAAUUUCCAGAUCAUCCCAAAUAAUAUGUUAUAUGAGAACCAGUUUACCAGAAAACAGAAAAAGGAAUCUGCAACUUUAUAAGAACUAAGUAAGUGUCCAAAGGAUACGAUACUUCAUAAGGUACAGUGGAAAUUUUGAUAUAGUGGACUUUAUAAGGAUAAUUAGAAUCUUAUUGCAUCAAACACAAUGACAAGGCUACUUAUGAAAACAUGGUAAGUGUGCUAAUCUAGCCAUUUGCAGGUUACAUGUUAAUAAAAUUGACAAGAUAGCCAAAAAUAUUUAUCAUAACAGGUAAAAAAACGAAUAUACGGUAUUAAAACACGGAAUAUAGUAAAAAAUAAACCUAUAAUAUUACCAAGAUAAAUUAGAAGUUGCCAAGAUGCAAAAAAUCAUCAAAGAUCCGAGCAAAUUUGAAUAUGUUAAUCUCAGAGGUUCGGUGAGUUAGCUAACAGUAUAUUUGCAGGUGAAAUGAUAUCAACAUAGCGCCCUUGAAAUUAUGGAAAUGUGAAAGGUAACAUCUUUUUAAAAUUGUAUUUGAUCACAGGGAUAAAAUAAAACAUGCAAUAUUUGAAAGGAUUUAAAGCGAAUAAAUGACGACAGUUAUUAGCAAACAUGAUAAUAAAUAGCUAAAUACAUGAUUAUUAAAAGCAAAGUAAAAGGAUCCAUCACCUAAUCAAUAUAAGCUUACAGGGCCAUAGUAUUUAUUGACAUGGUCAAGAAAUGAAUCUACAUAUUGUAUAGCUAUAUACUUUUUGCGGUGAGUUUUCCAAAUAAUUUAUUUACAGAACAAAGAUAAUAAAUAAAAACUACUACACUAGUGUAGUAGUAUACCUAGGUACCCAUACAUAAAGCGGCUCAAAUAAAAUUCGAUGUUGGAAAAAUACAUUUUUCCUGAAGAGAAAAUGAAAAGAAUAAAAUUGGAAAUGUAAAAAGCUGUCGAAAUGUGUAUUUUUUUCUCCAUAUUAGUGAAAUGUUGGUGAGUAAGAUACCACUUUACAGAUUCGUUACUUCUCAAAAAAGAAAGCAAGAUGGCUCCAGUAAUAGAUUUUCAGUAAAAACUGUCGACCUUGUAAAUGUUAAAAAAUACGACUUCGAAGGACCUAUAAACUAAAAAGACCAUUUACUCUUAUUCAUUAAAAAAAGGUCCAUUCCUAGGCCAUCAUCAAGACAAUUUGAAUUUUCAAGAAAUUUUUUCAGAGCCUCAUUCAUCACAUCUUAAUUGAUCAAGUAACUGACAUAAUUUACGUCCAUAAACGAUCAUCGCAAGAAAUGAUAAAUAUAAUGGAAGAAGUAUAUAUCGGAAAAGAGCUCGCUGUAUGUGCAUUAAUCAAAAUUGUGCAUAAACGCGAAUGUUACAUAAAAAUAAUUUCAGAAACGAGUACGAAGCAACAAACCACUGAUUUCUUACAGGUUAAAGGAUAUAUAUGAAAAUAAAAUUUAAUUUAUAAAAAUACAAUACAUACUAGAAUAUAUAACAAUAUUUAAAAUGACACAAAGAAUAAAUCAUAGCUCCGAUAUUAAACACUAAUUUAAACUUUAAAUAGGUGAGAUAUUCUAACGGAUUUGUUCACAGGUUCUUAAUUUUAAUUAUUUGCAGAAUGAAUAAAGAUACUAUUAUCACAAUCGUGCGAUUGGUAUAGCCAUGUUACUUCCAUAAAUGGUAUGAGAAAACUAUACAUUUAGUAAAAGAAAAAAAGCAAACUGAUGAUGAGAUAUACUUACUUACCACAAUCAAUAUCUAAUAGCAUAGUCCACAGUAUGUUCCAGCCUAAUAUAUAUAUUUUUUCUCAUGAUAAACUGGCCUAAUAAAUGUAUAUAAUUAUGAUAUAAUUUGUAAGUAAUAAUGUAUGUAAUAUUUCAAUAAAUUAAAAAAAAUGAAGGAAUAAUGGCAAAAAAAAUAAUGCCUAAAAAGAAAAGAAAUUCGAAUGGUUACAAAAACUAUAUUGUAAGCAUAAAAAAAUACAUAAAUUAUAAGCAUAAAAAAAAUACAUAAAAACAAAAU
This is a messenger RNA of Plodia interpunctella (Indianmeal moth), 7594 nucleotides long. RefSeq lists its product as uncharacterized. The coding region runs from base 1 to 2211 and encodes 736 amino acids. NCBI's taxonomy places the organism in Eukaryota, Metazoa, Arthropoda, Insecta, Lepidoptera, Pyralidae. The transcript has 7 exons. The record is from RefSeq and is a predicted model, not a curated record.